Aplosporella prunicola CBS 121167 is the source of this 1199-nucleotide messenger RNA. RefSeq lists its product as uncharacterized. Lineage: Eukaryota; Fungi; Ascomycota; Dothideomycetes; Botryosphaeriales; Aplosporellaceae. The record is from RefSeq and is a predicted model, not a curated record. Gene Ontology annotation, cellular component: catalytic step 2 spliceosome. Bases 33 to 1037 code for a protein of 334 amino acids. The transcript is spliced from 4 exons.
CCAAAAGCUUCCUUCACCAGUUGUCACAAGCGAUGCCUGAAGACGAACCUAUCGUCGCCUCGGCCGUUGUCGUGCCAGACGCGCCGGCACCUCCGUCGCCGCCGCACGACAACCCGCCGAAGCGCAGGCAAUCGUCUGUCUCCGAAGCUGCCAACAAGCGCCCUCGCCUGAGCAUCGACGACACCGCCAAUGACGCCUCCCCGAACGGCGCUGAAUCGAAGCCCACCGAGCCCGACCGUGGCACCGAUCGGCGCCGUAGCAGGCAGUUGGAGGAACGUAAGCGCGGCCAGAGGCUCUUCGGAGCAUUGUUGGGCACGCUGUCCCAGAGCACAUCGUCAGCAGCUCAGAGGCGUCGCGCAGAUAUCGAGAAGAAGCAGCAAGAGAAGUUGAAGCGACAAGCUGAAGAGUUUGACCAAAACAAGAAGGAACGGCUCGAGGAACUUGAUGGCAUCAGGCGCCGCGAACAGAAGAAAUACGAUGAGCAAUCGAUGCGCAUCCGCCAUUCGAAUCUCAUCGCCAUGGCGCACUCGCUCAAGACCAAAACAGAACCGGCACUCUACUAUUUACCCUGGGAACUAAGACCAGAAGAUGAAGCCAUGAUCAAAGACCAAGUAGAAGAAGCCGAAGCGAUCGUGGACAAGGAGUUGGACGAAUUCAACAGGCAGCGGGACGCUGAACGAGAACAGGCAGCUGCAAGAGCAGAAGAAGAGAAGAACAGCGACGUUGCAAUGGAGGAGGCUGACGCAGAAGCUAAGAAGAAAGAGCCUUCUUCGGAGACGGUGGGUGCAGAGGAGCCGACUGCGUCAGAGCCCCCCAAGUCUCCUCCAGUGGAGCAAGAUGACAGUACUAACCAGGCUACUACUACUACUACCGACGCCGACAUGACAGCUGUGCAAGAAGCAAAAACCACGUCCCCGACCCAGGCCGAAGCUGAUGAGCAGGCGUCGAAGGAAGCCGAACUUAAAAACAAGGAGCAGCAGGGAGAUGACAAUGGCGAGGAGGUACUCGAAGCAGAGGAGGAUACUGUCAUCUACUAACGGUGCUGCUGUCAUGAUAGCGUCUGUCCGUCUCGUCUUUGUAUACCUCUUGCACGAUCUGUCUAGCGCAUUGGCGGAAUUCUCCAGCACUUGAUCGUUUCGACCAUGUCAUGAUACUACAAAAAAGCGAAUAUAUGGCUGCAAUCGUGGCGCUUGUUGGAG